Molecule: messenger RNA, 979 nt
Organism: Gossypium raimondii (Peruvian cotton)
Lineage: Eukaryota; Viridiplantae; Streptophyta; Magnoliopsida; Malvales; Malvaceae
Exons: 1
Coding region: 85-867 (260 amino acids)
Cellular component (GO): plasma membrane
Source: RefSeq, a predicted model, not a curated record
UUCUCACUUCUCAGACACUUAAAACGUUAAACGCGGCUUUCUCUCUAUUUCUUUUUUGAAGCGGGUUACUGAGUCAACACCACGAUGGCCGAACGAAUCUACCCCGGCGACUCACCACCGUCUUCCGGCGAACACUCGAAUCCCAAACCAGCUCCUCCUUCUUCAGAUAAACCUAUUCCACAACCCGGAACUUACGUCGUCCAGAUCCCGAAGGACCAAGUCUACCGUGUUCCUCCGCCAGAGAACGCCCGCCGCUACGCUCAUCUGUCGAAACGUAAGUCGAGUCGCAGCACCUGUUGCCGCUGCUGUUGCUGCUUGUUAACAACUAUCCUCUCUCUCCUCCUUGCCGCCGCCAUUGCCGCCGCUGUGAUCUACUUCGUUCUCAAGCCCGAAGCUCCAAACUACUCCGUCGAGAGCGUUGCGAUCAAGGGAUUCAACCUCACGUCACCUUCUCCGCUAUCGCCAGAAUUCGACGUCACCGUCCGGGCAGACAACGGCAACGACAAGAUCGGCAUUUACUACGAGAAAGGUAGCUCCGUUAAUGUUUACUACCAAGACGUUAAUCUCAGUAACGGCGCGUUGCCAGUUUUUUACCAGCCAACCAAUAACGUAACACUGUUCAAAACGGCGCUGAAAGGCUCCGGCAUCGAACUAACCGCCGCCUCGCUUAGGUCCAUUUCCAAUGAUCAAAGUAAAGGAACGGUUCCGUUUACUUUGAAGCUGAGAGCGCCGGUUAAGAUUAAAGCUGGAUCCGUUAACACGUGGAAGAUUACCGUUAAAGUAACGUGCAAGAUAACAGUGGAUAAGUUAACGGCGGCGUCCAAGAUUGUAUCCAAGGAUUGUGAUUAUGGAGUAGAUCUUUGGUAAGGUUUUUUUUUUCCUUGGAAAUUCUUUUUAAUUAUAUGAUAAGACGUGACAGUAAUGGCAUACAUGAUGGAUAUUUUUAAAUGACAUUGAAUGAUAUUACAUGUUUAUGUAA